GAAGGUUCCGGGGCCGCGAUGGCUCCGGACCCCUGGCUCCCGCUGCUCGCUGCCGCCCGCCAGCUCGCCCAGGACAUCGCCGAGAAGCUGCAGGAGCGGAGCCGCUGCCAGCGGAGCGGGGAGAGCUCGGCCAAGGUCAACGUGGCCAUCAGGUCCUCACUGCAGAGCCUCAGGGAGAAGAUCGAGCAGCUGAGGGAGCAGCUGCUGCGGGCGGUGUCCACUCGGCAGAUCACCCAGCUGGAGGGGGACAGGAGGCAGAACUUGGUGGAUGAGCUCGUGACACGGCACAGGCAGCUGGAGGCAUCCUACAGGAAUGAAGGCCCCGAGCCAGACAUGAGCAGGUCCAGCCUCAUGGCAGGAGGGGCCAAACGAGGCGUCACCAACCCCUGGCUCUUGGAAGAAUCGGAGGAGACCAGAGGACUUGGCUUUGAUGAGCUCAGGCAGCAGCAGAGAAGGAUCAUUGAAGAACAAGAUGCUGGGCUCGAUGCUCUUUCUUCAAUCAUAUCCAGGCAGAAACAAAUGGGGCAGGAGAUUGGCAAUGAGCUGGACGAGCAGAACGAGAUCAUCGAUGACCUGACGAGCCUGGUGGAGAGCACGGACGGGCGGCUGCGCAGCCAGACACGGCACGUGCAGGCAGUGGAGAGGAAAUCCACGUCCUGUGGGAUGCUGGUGGUGAUCGUGCUGCUGCUCAUCGCCAUCGCUGUGGUCGCGCUCUGGCCCACGGGGUAACCCCAACCCUGCUGGGGCAGCUGCUCCAGGGGAGCCCCAGGGCUCGGGCAGGACCUGCUGAGGGCAGGGAUCAGCUCCAUCCAUCGCGGGGACAACCCCACAGCUGGGAAUGAACCCAGCAGAUUGAACAAACCCACAGCUGGGAAUGACCCCAGCAGAUUGAACAAACUGCAGGAGCCUGGACAGACCCACAGCUGGGAAUGAACCCAUUGCAGCAGAUUGAACAAACCCACAGCUGGGAAUG
This is a messenger RNA of Agelaius phoeniceus (red-winged blackbird), 973 nucleotides long. RefSeq names its product syntaxin 8 (gene STX8). Lineage: Eukaryota; Metazoa; Chordata; Aves; Passeriformes; Icteridae. The record is from RefSeq and is a predicted model, not a curated record. Gene Ontology annotation, biological process: intracellular protein transport; vesicle fusion. Gene Ontology annotation, molecular function: SNARE binding; SNAP receptor activity. Gene Ontology annotation, cellular component: endomembrane system; SNARE complex.